Molecule: messenger RNA, 733 nt
Organism: Callorhinus ursinus (northern fur seal)
Lineage: Eukaryota; Metazoa; Chordata; Mammalia; Carnivora; Otariidae
Source: RefSeq, a predicted model, not a curated record
UGCGCGCUGCGGGCUCUUUGCGUCUGCGUAGUGCGCCCACCUCCCUUUCUGCCUCCGCUGCCGCCAUGGCGCCCGUGAAAAAGCUUGUGGCGAAGGGGGGCAAAAAAAAGAAGCAAGUUCUGAAGUUUACCCUUGACUGCACCCACCCUGUAGAAGAUGGAAUCAUGGAUGCUGCCAAUUUUGAGCAGUUUCUUCAAGAGAGAAUCAAAGUGAAUGGAAAAGCUGGGAAUCUCGGUGGAGGGGUUGUAACAAUUGAAAGGAGCAAAAGCAAGAUUACUGUAACUUCUGAGGUGCCUUUCUCCAAAAGAAGGAGAUCUGAUACCAUGAGAGACUGGUGCAACAAUAGGGUCUCCAGGGCGUACAAAGCCUACAACUCUGGGCUUCCGCAGAGCUCAUGGGGGAGAUGCUGUGAUCUUCGUGACCCGUUUCCACGCUUACCAACCUGGCGUGAGAAUGGCUGCUAGCACCCCUUCCGUUUUCACAGAUGCCUGUUUGUCUCUAGUGUGGGAAGACUGGAGCCUUCGUCUUCAUCACUUUCCUCUCGGUGACGAUAGUUUGACUGUCUUGUAGCGUUCUAGGUGUUCCUACUUGAGGACCUUUUCUUGUCUCCGAACUUCUGUAGCUUUUUCCCUAGUUUCUCGAGGUUCUUUUAUGACAAAUUUUAAACGACCGGAAAUUAACCCCCUCCUUACCGGAAUACUAUGUGGUAGAAGAAAUAAAUGACAGAAAAGAA